GCCGCCCCGCCCCGUUUCCGGUGUCAUGGCGGCCGGAGCGCGGCGGGGGCCGAGGCCGGUAGCGGGGCCGAUCGCGCGGCGGCGGCGGCGGGGCAGCGGCGGGGGGGUGAUGUGAGGCGGGGACGGCGCCAUGUCGGGGUGUGUGUGGGGCGCGGCGCCGCCGCUGCUGCUGGAGGCGCUGGGCCGGCUGUGGGAGGUGCAGGCGCCGCUGGGCAGCGGCUCCUCGGCCUCCGUCUACCGGGUGCGCUGCUGUGGGGAUCCGCGGGCCCCCCCCGGUGCCGUUAAGGAGUUCGUGCCGCCCCCGCCGCGGCCUGGCCCCGCGCGCCGCCCCGGCGGCCGCCCGCCCGCUGCCGACUGCGCCGAGUACGGCUUCCGCAAGGAGCGCGCCGCGCUCGAGCAGCUCCGCGGGCACCGCAACAUCGUGACGCUGUACGGCGUGUUCACCAACCACUACUCUGCGAAUGGCCCGUCUCGCUGUCUCCUGCUGGAGCUGCUGGACAUCAGCGUGUCAGAGCUGCUGCUGCACUCCAGCAACCAGGGCUGCUCCAUGUGGAUGAUCCAGCACUGCGCCCGAGAUGUUCUUGAAGCCCUGGCAUUUCUGCACCACAAGGGCUACGUGCACGCAGACCUCAAGCCACGCAACAUCCUGUGGAGUGCAGAGGAGGAGUGCUUUAAGCUCAUUGACUUUGGACUUAGCUUCAAAGAGGGGAAUCAGGAUGUGAAAUAUAUUCAAACAGACGGGUAUCGGGCUCCAGAGGCAGAACUGCAGAACUGCCUGGCACAGGCAGGGCUCCAGAGUGAGACAGAGUGUACCUCUGCUGUGGAUCUGUGGAGUCUGGGAAUUGUUUUACUGGAAAUGUUCUCAGGAAUGAAACUGAAACAUACAGUCCAAUCUCAGGAAUGGAAGACAAACAGUUCUGCCAUCAUUGAUCGCAUAUUUGCCAGUGAAGGGGUGGUAAAUUCAGCCAUUCCAGCUUAUCACCUCAGAGACCUUAUCAAAAGCAUGCUUCAUUGUGACCAAGGAAAACGAGCCUCCGCUGAGAAGGCUUUAUGCAGCCCAUUCUUCAGCAUUCCCUUUGCUCCCCAUAUCGAAGAUUUGGUGAUGCUCCCCACGCCUGUGCUGAGGCUGCUAAAUGUUCUAAGCGAUGCUUCUCUGCAGUGCGAAGAAGAAUAUGAAGAUAUCCUGGAAGACAUACGGGAGGAGUGUCAGAAAUAUGGACCGGUGGUUUCCUUGCUCAUUCCAAAGGAGAAUCCUGGUAAAGGCCAAGUCUUUGUUGAAUAUGCAAAUGCUGGUGAUUCCAAAGCCGCCCAAAAAAUGCUGACUGGAAAGAUUUUUGAUGGCAAGUUUGUUGUGGCUACGUUUUACCCACUGAGUGCCUAUAAGAGAGGAUACCUGUACCAAAACUUGCUGUAGGCAGUAGCAACAAUCAGGAGAGCUGUCUUGCUCCUCUUCCUCACGUGUUUUACAGUUGAAUGUACAAAAAGAGCUUCCUAGCCCUGCUUUUGAGUCAUCUGGGAAGGAGAGAUGCAAAGGACUUAACUGGGCUUUGAAACCUUUACUGCUGCUUUGUGAUGUGCAGAGGAGGCUGGGAUGGCUUUCAGCGUGUGCUUGUGUGUGUGUUGUGCUCGCUCGUUUACAUUGCGUGUGUGGCUUUGCCCCAGCAGGUGCUCAGGUGGCAGGAGUGGUGACUCUGGGAGCCUGGGAGGCCGAGCAGAUCUUGGUAAAGCACUUUUAAGUGAUUUGAAAUGAGACCAUUUAAAGUCUUGCCUGUAGUAUUUGACUGCUCUGGAGAGAGGAUGUCUUUGUUAAAUUUUCCUGUAAUGCAUGUGCUCUUCUGCAGUGCAGAGGAGGAAGGCUUUCCUGCCUUUUAUUGAUAUCUAUGGUAAAUAAAGAACCAGAAGCACCAUCCUCUCUAAACUAGACCAGGAACACUUUUGAGUCUUCACAUCACAUGGAGCAGAGAGAGGCAGUGAAAUCAGAUCUGCUGAGCCUACAGUGUUACCCUGUCACUGCUUUGUGACCCAAGAAGAGCCAACCGUCUGACCUGGCCCAGAUGGCAUGCUGGGCUUUGGCAGUGCGGGUGACGCUGCCUGCGGUGAGCUAAACUUGCUUGUAUGCUUGGGGUGGGCAGGGACUGAUGGCAGAUAGCUGUUGUCAGAGCAGUGCCAGCCUCAGACCCAACACAACCUGUAAGCACUUUGUAGCCUGAGGUGAUGUGAAAACCAUGUCGUGUGGAGUCAUCUUACUAGCAUAUACCCUGUGCUGGCACUGAUGCUCCCUAGCUCUGAUGCCAAAUCAUCUGUAGUACGUAAGCGUCUUUAGGUGAUAUUUUAGGAAAGGAGUGCUAUAGCACGCAGUAUUCUUUGUGUCUCAGCAGGGCUCCUGCCCUGCGAGUUUUAUAAGAAAGAACAAAUAUUUGUCUGUUGUAGGUCCCAUGCUUGGCUUUUCUGUGUUGUGCGUUUUGGUUUUGCUAAUGCAUUAGACUUGUAGAUUAGAAGCACUGACACUUUUGGUCCUUCAUAGGUUACACAAAGGGCCUGAGGCAAUCUGAGAUCCUGUAUGGAAAGGGCUCGCUCAGUCAUCAGACUUGACUGGCCAGAAGAAGAUCUUUCCCAGUGUCAGGGACAACCACAUGCUUUUGGGGAAAAAAACCUGGGCGAGCAGCAUCACUUCUCCCUCCGGAGCAAGCUCGCUGCUCAUGUGGCUGUAAUGCACAGGCAGAAGCUCGCUCGUGCAGCUGCUGGCAUGAGGUACAUGGUGGCUCUUUCCCAGGGGUGUGCGAACCCAUACAGCCUCUCCCUGCAGGGGUGGGCACUUUGCUCCUGGUGAGCGCUGUGCGGAACAGCCCUACCUAGAAGGGGGACUGGCGUGUUCUGGCUUGCAGCUCUGGUACCAGCUUCAGGGAGGAGGAGAGCCCUCGUGAAUUCUUUUCUCCAGGUGAAAUUCUUGCAGACAGCUGCCUGAACAGUCUCUGUCCUUCCCUGGAAUAAUACCUGAAUUACCUUGCAGUUUAGUUUCGUGUCUUGCAGAUGCUGGACUUGCUGGAAUCGUGCACUUAGAAGUUCCUCUUGAUUUUUGCCCUGUGUGGUAUGUCAGGAGAUCUGAUGUCUUAAGCCUUUCAUGAGUCUGAGUUCCCCUCUGUGCUGGUGUACAGUCCUGUCUACUGUGGCCCUUUCCAAGCUCCCCCAGAAAAGGACCAAUCUCUGAUUUUUUCUCUUGCCUUGAGGUAGUAGGUUUUCCAGGAAAAAAAAAAAAGCCCACAGUGAGUUUUAAGGUGUGAUUUGCCGAUCAGACUACUUCUGGGAAUUAUGCUAUUUUGGUGUACAUAGCUGUAAAGCAGCUUUGCGUAGAUGGGGUGUUCGAUUCAUUGCUUUUAAUUUAACUGUCCUUGCAGUGAAGCGCCUUUAGUGUCUGGGGAGAAUUGGAUGAUAACUGGGUGGGGGUUCUUCCUAAGUGAAGAGCAGUGUUUAAAGUACUCUUAAGUAUUGGUAGGUAUUGACUGACCUCAGCCCUGAGUUGUUCCUGUCCCUGGUGGGCUGAGGCAGGGGUGAAAGCACUUUGGCCCAGAAAUUCACGUGCUGCAUGCCAUCUUGUCAGCAGCAUUAAGCUGGCUGCCUGUGUGCCUGUCAGCUGGCAGAAGCAGACCCGAGAGCUUCCGCCCCGCUGAGUGCCAACCCAUGUGGGGGUGCAGGGUGUGAGGUCUGUCACCUGCUGCGGCACCGGGACAGGGAGAUGCCAGGGUGCAGGUGCAGAACGUAAACACAUUUGAGUUCUCACAUGCAUUUGUCUAGGACUGAGAGCUGCUCUGUUGUGUUUCAAGUAUAUCUCUCUUUCAGUCAGAAUUGUGCUUUGGAUUUGCAACUAAAGAUAAAGAACUGUGCCAGGAUUAAUCUUUAGAGAGGAGCUGCAACCUGUUCCUGCAGCAUGGUAGAGCUGCUCCACCAGUUUGGCUGGGGUUUUGUUCAGCUGCUUUAAUAGGAGCUAAAUAAAUCUUCAAGACAAACUCCUGCCACCACGUUUUCUCUCUGGAUGCUCAUUGACCAGGCUUGAGCACUGAGCUGGGCAAAAACCCCAAAAGCUGCUGCUUUUUUUUUUUUUUUAUCUCCUCCUGGCAAGAAUUGAAGAUGCUGAUCUCUGUCCUGUCACUGGAUCCAGCCCCUGGCUUUCCUAUGCAGGCUGUGGGGUACAGGGAGGUUUAGAAACUCCUUGGAACAGAAAUAUUCUAUCAUUAUCCCUCACCCUCUGCCUUCAAAGCUUUUUUCUAUCAAGUUGAAGCUCACUCUGGUGUCUCAGCGAGCUACUGGUGGCUUGGCAUAAGUUUCAGCCCUGCUAAAAGCUGUGAGUUUCUUAACUCUAGAUAGUAUCUGAGGUGUGUGUAUGGUAAUUCAGUCCAAGGCAUCUGUUGCGGUGUGUGCCUGGAUGGGCCUGGCUUUCCUCAUCUCCAAGUUACUGCCCGCUUGAGUCGCAGAAGCGUUGAGGCUUUCCACUUAGAUGCUCGCUGCGUUUCUCAACCUGUGCUGCUGACACAGCUCCUUUCAAACAGCCCUCAGUGUAGCACUGACCUGCGUAGUCCUAGCUAGCUGACAGCUAGACAUGAAAACCCACAGGCUGCCUUUGAGGAAGAGAUCUGCUUUGGAGAGGAAAGGGAUGAAAGAGGAAACCUCUGGAGACAGCCAGGGAUGGCUGGAGCUGCUUCGAUGGGAUGCCAGGGCAGGCACCCGGCCCUCCUCCACAGGAGGAAGCAGUCCAAGGGGCUGCGUCCUUUGGAGUGUGUGUGAGCGGGAAACGUGCUGGCACCCAGCAAUUCCUUGGUGGUGUUUGUGUUUUGUAGUUGAUCUGACAUGAAAUGUCACUGCCCAUCAAAGAAUAGCUGUCAUUCCUCUGCCACUGUGGUCUGUGUGGGAGUAAGGAGGGAGAGAGAACAUUAUUUACACUUCCACCUAUCUAUUAUAGGUGCACGGAGGGUAACUGGUUUUUAAGUCACUGGCCGAAGCACAAGUCAGCUCCCAUCUUAGUUCUGUUCCUGAUUUUUAUUCUCACUGGUCUCCAGCCCCCUAACAACCAAGCCUGAGCAGCACGUUGCGCCCGGGUUGUCUUUCCAGAGGGUUCAGUACGCUUCCUCUGCUGGGCCGGAUCCUGUAACCACGUGCCUCCCUUUGGGUUCGAUGUUGACUGUUGUAUCCCAUUGCGCACCGUUGCUGAGCAGAUCUGUGCUUGGUACAGAUGAUUAAUAAAUGAUGCUUCAGUACGAA
This is a messenger RNA of Phalacrocorax carbo (great cormorant), 5253 nucleotides long. The record is from RefSeq and is a predicted model, not a curated record. NCBI's taxonomy places the organism in Eukaryota, Metazoa, Chordata, Aves, Suliformes, Phalacrocoracidae.